Aspergillus caelatus is the source of this 1023-nucleotide messenger RNA. RefSeq names its product DNA 5'-adenosine monophosphate hydrolase. The record is from RefSeq and is a predicted model, not a curated record. Gene Ontology annotation, cellular component: nucleus. Gene Ontology annotation, molecular function: double-stranded RNA binding; single-stranded DNA binding; DNA 5'-adenosine monophosphate hydrolase activity. The coding region runs from base 111 to 932 and encodes 273 amino acids. Gene Ontology annotation, biological process: single strand break repair; double-strand break repair. NCBI's taxonomy places the organism in Eukaryota, Fungi, Ascomycota, Eurotiomycetes, Eurotiales, Aspergillaceae. The transcript has 2 exons.
CAGCUUCGCUGCUCCGCAGUCACUUGCAACUCCGAGUGCAACCAUGGCAACUUGACCAUAUUUGACGGCCAAAUAGGCGCAAUAUCAUAAUCGCAAUAUCUACACUAACUAUGGCAGACGGCUCACGAAGCCCAGAAGACCAAGGCGCGGCAGCUGCGACCGUCGCGGCAGAAUCGAAAACGGGAAAAAGAGACGCCUUCGCCGAGCUCCUCGCCCCUAAACCUAAGCACGCAAAGUACACAAAAGACAGUCCAAACAAGAGAGCCAUCGGGGGCCCGCGCGACGCUCUAGGCGCUUAUAUCGCAAAGCCGGAAUCUUUCCCUUCCAGUAUCGUUGUGUAUCACAAUGAUGACUUCGUCGCGAUUCACGAUCUUUUCCCAAAGUCAACCCUCCAUCUACUUCUACUUCCGCGGGAUGCUUCUAAAACCCGUCUCCAUCCUUUCGAAGCCUUCGAAGAUCCAGAGUUUCUGAGAAAAGUGAAAGAAGAGACAAAAAAACUUCGAUCUUUAGCCGCGGCUGAGCUCAGGCGGAGAUAUGGGAAAGGCUCCGCUCAGGAUAAAGAGAGGCAAGAGGCGCUUAGUGCAGAUCCUCCUCCGGAUGAGCUGCCAUUGGGACGAGACUGGGAACAAGAGAUCAUGUGCGGGAUCCAUGCGCAUCCAUCUAUGAACCACCUACAUAUUCAUGUUAUCUCGGUGGACAGGUACAGCGACCGACUGAAACAUAAGAAACAUUACAAUAGUUUUUCCACGCCAUUUUUCGUCCCUAUCGAUGAUUUCCCCCUGGCGCAAGACGAUGUCAGGCGACAUCCUACUACAGAGGGCUAUUUGCGGCGAAAUUACACGUGCUGGCGUUGUGGGCGGGAUUUUGGAAACAGUUUUUCCGAGUUCAAAAUACACUUGGAGAAGGAGUUUGACGAGUGGAAGCGGCUGUAGUUUAGUAGUGGUAAGCAGCUCCUACAUGAGUGAGGAUUCUACUAAAGGCCGCCAGCUCAAGGACCUGGCGGAAUGCUUGCGCAGCGGAGGA